UGCAAAUUCUUGCUUCUUUGUCAUUCGACAUUCAAUUUUAAAUUCGUGAACAUAAGCGACGCCGACGCUUAAAAUCGACAAAAUCAAAUUGCCUCUAGGUCCAAGGGGCUCGUACUGAGAAAUACUACAGCAUUGAACAUUGUUCCAGUUAGAAAAGCAUACAAGAGUGUAAGGAAAGUUAGCCACGCAAGAAAAUCUCAACGAUGGCAGAUAUUACUGAAGCAACAUCCAGCUCACCUGCAGAUCUCCUUGCUUUAGGUCGCCGACAUCUUGCUGUACGUGAUUAUGUGGGGGCUGUAGAAUCUCUGGCAGCUUCUUGUGAACUUUUAGCUAAGGAACAUGGAGAAAUGGCAGAUGAGUGUGCCGAGGCGUAUUUAUGGUAUGGCAAAGCUCUGCUAGGUUUGUCACGAGAAGAGAAUGGUGUCCUCGGUGAUGGAGUCCCUGGUUCUAAUGAAGAUGGAGGAAAUGAGGAAGGUGACGAUGAUAAUAAUGAUGAAGAAGAUGAAAAUACCGAAGAUGAUACCAAUGAGGUGGAAGAAAAGAACAGUGAUGUUGAGGGUGAGAAAAUGGAGCAAACUGACUCCGUCGUUGUGGAAGAAACAAAGAAAGAUGAGGAUGGGACAAGUUCAGACACAGUUAUUGACACAGAUGGCACAUCAAAUGGUGAUACACAGGAUGACUCGAGUCAAGUCGAUGAGGAUGAUGUCGACAAUCUCCAGCUUGCAUGGGAAAUGUUAGAUCUAUCACGCAGUAUUUUAGAGCGCCGAGCGGACUCAGUGAAGCCACUGCUAGCUGAAGUUCAUCUUACCCUCGGAGAAGUUGCAAUUGAGAGUGAGACAUAUGAUAAAGCCGUUAUUGAUAUGUUUAAAUGUUUGGAAAUUCAAAAAGAGCUGUACAAAAAUGAUGACAGACGUAUUGCAGAAACACACUAUCAAAUUGGUUUGGCUAAUUCCCUCGCUUCAAACUUCGAAGAGUCGAUAACUCACUUCAAAAAUGCAGCAAACAUUAUACAAUCUAGAAUUAAGACUCUAGAGAAUUCAUCUGCAGCCAGCACUGAUGCUACUGUAAAGAAAUACUCAUUAGCUGAUCCAACAUAUUCUGUGGAGAGUGAGAUUAAGGAGUUGAAGGAGCUUCUACCUGAAAUCCAAAUGAAAAUACAAGACACAUUGGAUUAUCAAACCGAGACAAUGGAACGUGUCCGAAAAGCGCUUAGUUCGACGAAAAUUGCGGCUACCCUAAGCAAUGGUGCGUCUUCUUCCUCAUCAUCAUCAAAACCAGCCGCCUCUAAUAUCUCACACCUCAUCAAGCGGAAACGCAAGCCCGAAGAAGCCGAGGAUGCGCCAGCCCCGAAGAAAGUUAGCACAUGAUAGUGACUAUAUUUAAACCCUUAAAUGCAUGCAAUAAUGUGUAAUUUAGCGUAACGACGGACGAUUAGUCUGAAGACUAUGUACAUGAUAGUGACAAUAUUUGAACCCUUAAAUGCUUGCAAUAAUGUGUAAUUUAGCGUAACGACGGACGAUUAGUCUGAAUACUGUGUGAUAUUUGUUAUUGAAUGAACUGAUUUAAACUAGACUGUUUUUGUAAUAGAAUCUAAUUUCCAUUGGUUUUGACCGAAUCAACUGAAUGUGUUAUUGACAAAGUGGUAGGUAUUGAUAAAAUUUAUUUUUAUUUUGUAUUUUGCUAGAUAUCAAUUGAUUUUAAAAUACAUACUGUCGUAAAUACUUAAUUCUGAAACUAAAUAAAAAGUAUAAAAUAUUUUACAUACAUACAUAUUAAAAUAAAAUUAAGUUGUUUUAUCAAUCUUGUGUUAAAAUGAAUCUGUAUUGCUUGAGAUUCUGUUACUAUCAAAUAAAAAUCACAAUUAUCCUUAUAAAUUAUCUGUUAUGUCGUAAAUAAACACAUUAUUUUGACUUAAUCUAUUAUAAUUAUUUAAUAUAAAAUAAGUUCAAUAAUUGACAUUAAUUGCCCAGGUACUUAAUAAAUCUUAAAAACACUAAGUUUUAUUUAGUACCUCCCUAAAGUAAUAAUAAUUUAAGUCAUAUCGCCAACGUAUCAGUUAUAAUAAGAUAAUAAUAUUGUAUAAUUUCUUAAUAAUCGUGCUAAAUAUAGAAUAUUUUUUGGUAA
This is a messenger RNA of Leptidea sinapis, 2124 nucleotides long. RefSeq names its product nuclear autoantigenic sperm protein (gene Nasp). NCBI's taxonomy places the organism in Eukaryota, Metazoa, Arthropoda, Insecta, Lepidoptera, Pieridae. The coding region runs from base 204 to 1367 and encodes 387 amino acids. Gene Ontology annotation, cellular component: nucleoplasm. Gene Ontology annotation, biological process: DNA replication-dependent chromatin assembly; CENP-A containing chromatin assembly. Gene Ontology annotation, molecular function: histone binding. The record is from RefSeq and is a predicted model, not a curated record. The transcript is spliced from 9 exons.